This is a messenger RNA of Phytophthora infestans T30-4, 261 nucleotides long. RefSeq lists its product as uncharacterized. The coding region runs from base 1 to 261 and encodes 86 amino acids. The record is from RefSeq and is a predicted model, not a curated record. The transcript has a single exon. Lineage: Eukaryota; Oomycota; Peronosporomycetes; Peronosporales; Peronosporaceae.
AUGGUCGGCUCUUCGUCUUCUUCGUCAGGUGGUCCGACUGCUCGUCCUCGUGCUGGUGCGUCUGCUGCUGCGUUAGUCUCGUCACCAACACUUGGUUCUGCGUCUGUGUACGGAGCUCUUCGCUGUCGUGCUCGCGUUCGGCUAGCAAUGGUGUCUGCGUUAGGUUCGACUGCUGCUCGGGCCGUGAAGCGCACGCGCUUGCGUGGUGGCGCACGGCCUCUCGACUGCUCCCCGUGUCCGUCGUCGUCUUCGUCAUCCUGA